GCGAGUGACAGUGAUAAAUACGCCGACCUCUUGGUGUUCGGCUAUGCCUGCAAAGUGUUCCGGGACGACGAGCGGGCUCUGUACCACGAACACGGAAAGCACCUCAUCCCGUGGAUGGGGGAAAAGAGCGUCACGAUUGAUAGGUCGGUUGAACAAACUUAGACCCAAACAUUUAUGCUAACCCAUCUACCCCUGUCCGUUAGCCUGUUUUUUCUUUUUUUUUUUUUUUAAAUGCAAGCGACCACAUGGGAGUUUUGUCUUGCACGAGCUCUGGGACCACCUGCAACUGUCGACGAGUUUGUCUUAUCGUGUCUUGCCUGCUAACCCCUGUCUUUGGACGGACUACAGAUGACAACACACGGCCUUUGGAAGUUGCUAGCAUUACAUGCCAAUAUGCAAGGUCCUCGCCAGUCUUUGUGAACGGCGGCCAUGAUGCUGACCCCCCAUGUGUCAGUUCAUCAGGCACACGAGCCCUAAACCAAACACUAGCUUGAGCUAGAUACUUCAUAAACUGGCAACUGUGCAUUUUUUUAGAUGUGUAAAUAUUCAUCAAACCUCAAGGCAACAUAGCUUAGCUAUGAGGUUGGGCCUUUGCAUCCUGGCAUGUUUGGCCAAUUUCCUCUGGAAUCUUUCACUUCAUGCACACUUUGUAUUUGGACAAAAAAAAAAAAAAUCUAAUCGUGGCAGUAAAAGGGAACUCUGACACAGAGGGUGUUUCCAUUCUUUUCAAAUUGAGUUUUGCCUAUAAUGCCACAGUGUGCAUGCGAGGCAGAAAGGACCCGGGGUUUUUAUAACGCUGUGCCUGUAUCCGUAAGGCCGGAGCAAAUUCUAAACAAGACAAAAGUUACUGCAGUGAAGGUGAAUCAAAGGAUCACUAUGUUAAUGUGAAGGGUUGAGAUUUUGGCUAAUCGACAAUAUGUUUAAAGGUGUUUUCAGCCGUCCCUGCAAACAUGUUGCUGUCGGUGACAAUGUUGAUAAUGUUCUAUUGCCAACGCCUAAUAAAUCACACCCCGUUUGAAUCACCUGGAUCUGCAGUGGCCCAACUUGUGUUUUAUUUGUACAGCUUGUGUAUGUGUGUCUUUAUCACAUAACCCAGUUCUUUCCCCAGCAAGGUAGGCUAAGGGGUCCUGCCAAACCCCGAAUGCCCACCACAGCACCCCCAUUACUUUGCCUUCAUGAAGAAACCGCAACUGGGAAGUGGCGUAGAGGGACGAACCCUGGAAAAUGUCGUCCAUUUGGGUUCUUACGGAUAGAUACGAUGGGCGCGGUCACUUACAUGACCUCUCAGAGUAUGACAGCGGGUCAUGGAAUACAUCCUACCAGCUGUCGGAGGAAGAGGCCAGGAUCGAGGCUCUGUGUGAUGAGGAGCGGUACCUGGCUCUGCACACGGACUUGCUGGAAGAAGAGGCUAGACAAGAGGAGGAGUACAAACGUCUGAGUGAGGCCCUUGCUGAUGAGGGCUCCUACACUGCAGUGGCCUUCAAAUACAGCGCUGACUACUAUGACCCCUCUCAGCCCACGGAGGAGGAGGAUGCUAACAGGGAACGUGAAGAGGCAGAGCAGGAGGAGAGCGAGGAACCGUUUGUUGCUCCCCCAGGGCUGGUUAUCCCUCCCGAUGUGGAACUGCCAGCAACAAUUAAGACCCAUAAUAUCAUCGAGAGGACGGCCAGCUUCGUGAGUCAGCAGGGGGCUCAGUUUGAGAUCGUGCUGAAAGCUAAGCAGUCCGGUAACUCCCAGUUUGACUUUCUUCGUUUUGACCAUUACCUGAACCCUUAUUACAAACACAUCCUGCGGGCCAUGAAGGAAGGUCGAUACACCCUCAUCUCCGCCAACAAGCAAGAGCAGUCACAAGACUCACAAUCUGAUGAUUCAGAUGACGAUGGGGAUGGCAACUACCUCCAUCCUAGUCUGUUUGCCCCAAAGAAGUGCUCUCGCCUGGAGGAGCUGGUGAAGCCUCUUAAAGUAAUGGACCCGGACCAUCCUCUGGCCGCACUUAUACGAAAAGCCAAACAGGAAAGAAAUGGCACUGCACUGCCUGCACCAGUGGCAGCAAAACCAGAGGAGGUGACAGACCCAGCUGCAACCAGUACACAAGCACACUACAAAGCUGACCCAAUGUACUAUGGGUACUACAUGCUUCCUGAUGGAACAUGCUGCAUGGCACCGCCACCCCCAGGGGUAGAUGCCAGCUCCUACUAUAGUAGAAUGCCCUCUGCUGCAGUGGCUGCUCCCCCUACUUCUUCUGCGGCUUUGCCUAAUUCUGGGACAACACCCACCCCUCCUGAAAAUAUCACAAUGGCACCACCAGCUACAACCCCCUCCCAGGUCACCAGCUCUGCUGCUCCUCCAGCUAGUGCACCCGAAACUAGUUCAAAAGAAGAAGCUCAAGUUUCCACACCGGCAGCAGCAGCGAUCAUUCCCCCUCCACCUGAUACCCAGCCAGUCAUAGACAAGCUGGCCGAAUACGUUGCUAGGAAUGGUCUAAAGUUUGAGGCCAGUGUCCGCGCCAAGAAUGAUCCACGGUUUGACUUUCUGCAGUCUUGGAAUCAGUACAACACCUAUUACGAGUUUAAGAAGAAUUACUUCUUGCAGAAGGAAGGAAAAAGCAUGAAAGAGAGUGGGACAACAGACGAUGGUGAUAAGCUUGAGUCGGACAAUUCAGACAAGGACAUGCUGAGUAAAGCUUCCUUUGCCCCCAUCUGUUUUGCCAUCAGGGCAAAGGAGAAUGAUUUGCUACCUCUGGAGAAGAACAGAGUUCGACUGGACGACGACUCGGACGACGACAAGUUGCUGGAGGAGCAGGGACUGCAAGCCUUGAUGGGUGGAGCUGAGAUGAUUGACAAGGAGCCUCCUCCAGUCAGUGCACCAGAAGAGAAGAGACCCACCCUCAGUUUGGAGGAGUUGGAGGCAAAACAAGCCAAACAGAAACUGGAGGAUCGUCUAGCAGCUGCAGCCAGGGAGAAGCUGGCCCAGGCGUCGAAGGAGUCGAAAGAGAAACAGCUACAGGCUGAGAGGAAGAGGAAGGCAGCGCUCUUCCUGCAGACCCUCCGCAGCCCCUUGGCUGGAGAGCCUGAGGGCAAAAGAGCUGAGCUCGACUCAACUGCACAGCUCUCUGAGAUGCAAGAAGCCCUCUCUGCUCUGUCUGACCUUGCGCCGCCUCCAGUGUCCUCUACACCACCUGCGUAUCAACAGGAUCAAAAGCCCCCCAUGGAGAGCCAAGGAGCCUAUCGGAGCAGGAAGAACCCAUCUUCUUCAUCCUCCCACCGAGGACCAGACAGAGAAAGAGACCGAGAUAGGGACAGGGAUAGAGACAGAGAUAGGGACAGGGAUAGAGACCGAGAUAGGGACAGGGAUAGGGACCGAGAUAGGGACCGAGAUAGGGACAGGGAUAGAGAUCGAGAUAGAGAAAAAGAUAGAGACAGAGAUAGGAACAAAGGAAGGGACAAAGAGAAAAAGAAGAAAAAACACAAGCGGAGGUCACGGUCAAGAUCGAAGAGCAGACACGCCCUUCCCAGUGCCUACAGGAGAGGCCGCAGGUCCCGGUCCCGUUCACACUCCCCGGGGAGAAGAGACCGGAGGGGCGGCUCAUCAGAUAGGAGGCGUGAAGAGAAGGAGCGUGGGCGCCACCAUCCCAGCAGCAGCUCCGGCCCACCCAGGAGGCAUUCGACAUCCAGGUCCCCCCCUGAAAAAAGGAAGAUUUCCUUGUCAUCCUCAGGACAGAUGCAAAGCGUAGGGUUCUCUUUCUCUCCGUACUCGUCACCCGGCAGAGUUUUGUCCCCGUCCGCUAGCCCCGCCUCCAGCCUGACCCAUUCCAGGGGCGGCUCUCAGGAGAAAGACAAGACAGUGUCCUCAUCCAUUGUAUCCUCUGUUCAGUCCAAAAUAACUCAGGAUCUGAUGGCCAAAGUGAGAGCCAUGCUUGCCACCUCCAAAACCUUCCAACCUCCCAAUUCCUAGAGACAGAGAGAGGGCAACAGCUUUCCAUUCGUCACGACGGCCUCGGCCAAUCGGCGGGCAGCACUCUCCGAUUUCUUCCGGAGACUCACGUGAUCUGGAUCUGUCUCCCCCUUGUUCCUCGAUUUAUCAUUUCGAUCUUGGUCUGAGCGUCGACAGAUCCACCUUGGCCGCUGCACGUCUUCAGGAGCGUUGUGCGAGUGACGCACGGUUUCACACCCAACCUGAGAAAAACAGUUCAUCAGCCGAGAGAUCACGUCGGCAGUUGGACAUGUUUUGUUGCAGGGAGAAUUAAAUAAUCUGCGUUAUUUUGUAUCCCGUUUGAAGACACUGCUUCUCUCCCACGUGUUGACAGCCAUUCUUUGCAGCAUCACCUAAAGCUGCAGGAGGUCUGUAUUCUCUCCUUCUAUGAAGGGCCGUGUUGUUUUUGAUCGUUUUAUUUCCACACCCCCCCAUCUGCGAUUCUCCGCUGUCUGCCUUCCGUCUUAUUUCCUCCCCCAGCCACCUUCUCUCUCCACCACCUCAACCUCAUCUUCUCGAGAAGCCGUUUAAAAUGUAAUUCUUUUCCCCUCAAACUCUAGUUCGUGGCCUUCUAUUUUUGUUUGCUAGUUCGUGCUGUAAUGAAUUCAUUGCAGAACGACUUUCUAAUCCGAAAGGUGAAUAAAGUUUCAAUUAAGAUUUA
Molecule: messenger RNA, 4633 nt
Organism: Scophthalmus maximus (turbot)
Lineage: Eukaryota; Metazoa; Chordata; Actinopteri; Pleuronectiformes; Scophthalmidae
Gene: sfswap
Product: splicing factor SWAP
Exons: 19
Coding region: 1225-3954 (909 amino acids)
Biological process (GO): mRNA 5'-splice site recognition; RNA processing
Molecular function (GO): RNA binding
Source: RefSeq, a predicted model, not a curated record